AUGCGCAGCAACUCGCCAAAUCCCCCGGGGGAGUCUGGCUUGCCAGACCUACAUCCUCCCCGGGACCCGUCUACGAAUUCUUCUGACCUUAGUGCUCCUCCUUCUUCGGAGAACGGCCAUACAACGACACCGGACCGGGAGCUGGAGGAGGAGGGUGAGGAUGGAGAGGACGAGGAGGGAGGUAGCAGCUCAAACGCGGAUAUAAAGAAACCUUCUUACAAGAAACGGAAGCUCGAUGAUUCUCCGCCGUGGAGGAGCGCAACGACUCAGACCCCCACUUCGUUUUUGGACGAGACUGGUAGAAGGAAAUCUGGUCGGACAAACCCAAUCCCGCUGGAAUUUUUGCCUGGACUAGUAAACAAAAUCGGUGAUGUUACGCGUUCGACUAGGUCCUCGAGAAGACAAUCGCAGCAGCCCAAGAAAGAUGUAACAUUUACUCCAGCUCCAGGUGCCUCUUCUUCCCGUUCAGGGACUUCACGCGCGCGUCCUACAUCAACAGGUAAACAACCGGGUACUAAUGGCAAACAUCACCCAACAACACCGACUCCUUCAAAGUCUUCAAGCCGGGCAUCGAAAUCAACACCAACAAAAAAACCUCCAGCCCCAAGAGAAGUAUCAACCAAAAAGACCUCCUCGAAAAGAGGUCUUGCUCAAAAACCAAUUACUACUCCAAAACCAAAACCGAGUCCAGUUCAGGGCACCCGCAAAAGUGCACGAACAGCUUCUAGAACAAUUGAUGAACCUUCAAAAUCCGAAAAUCUCUCUGCCGCAAAACUCAAUGGCUUCUCCGAGUUCAAUUUUGAAUCUGAUGUUGAGUUUGAAGUUCAACCAGAUUUCAAACCUCCAAAAAUCAAAUUAAAAUUUGGAAAGCCAAAACCAGUAAUUACCCAUCCGUUGCACAUUCCGGCUACGAAAGAAUUCCCUACCUUCGACGACUUUAUCAACCAAGAUGACAUUUCAAACAACCCUGAAGCUUUGGCUGCUGCUGAAGAAGAAGCCAGAGAGGAGGCUAUGAUCCGAAAUAAGAUUGAAGAAAGUGUGAAGAGUGGAUUAUUGACGGUUGAAAAUUGUUCAUUGAAUCUGCCCGAAAAACAACCGGAGCUACCGCAACAGUAUGCUCAUUACGACCACCUAGUCGCACAUGCGUUGCACUUUCAGAGAUUACUGAUCAGGGAACGGAAAGAUCAUGUGGAAAUUAUGAAGAAGCGGAAUGCAAUGGUUAUGGCAGAAAUAAAGAGGAAGAGGCCCUUGACAAGAGAGGAAAUCGAGCAGGAGCAGUGGAUUGAGAAUCGGAAAGGGUACAAGGAACAAAUUGGGCAGUUACGAAGGAAGUGGGAAGAAGUGCUGAAGGAAGUCGAACGCCGAAGACGUGUCCGGGCGGAAGAGGAACAACGGCUAGCCGGAAAGGAGCAUCUCAACCAAAUGCUUGAGCACUCAACACAACUACUUGAAGCCCGCCGAGGAGACAGACAAACUUCUAUAGCCACCCAAUCAGGAGGCGAGUCGGAGCUAGGCGAGGAAGAUAAAGAAGAAUUCGGAGAGGAUGAUGAAGAUGAUGACGAAGGAGAGGGUGAUAAUGUGUCUGAGAACCAAGAGAUGGAAUUGGCGGAUGAGGAUAACAUGUCUACCAGUGAUUCUGAAGAGGACGACGGUGGAGAUGAUGACGAGAAUCUCACUGUUGAAGAACUGAAAGCUAAAUACGCUGGCGUAACUGAGAAAUCCACAUCUAGGCCUACUACUGGCGGGAAAGGGCUCAUUAGUCUCUUCCCGGAACUCAGUGGAGAGUCGCCUGCAGAUGAUGAAGACGAAGCAUUGACAACUGAUACACCAGGAGCUAACCUUGAAGGUCCGGAUAAUGAUGAUCCUUCCGACGAGGAAAUGCAAGAUAUAUCGGCGGGUCAUACUCUUGAAAAGAAUCGGGAUGAAAGCUCAGUUACUUUGCCUGAAUUAGAAGAGGUUGACCAAAUCCUAAUGGACGGCAGCGAUGAGUCAACUACUAUGGAUUCAGAAGAAGAAUUCGACGAAGAAGAUGACGAUGAUGAAACUGACGAUGAUGAUUCUGAUGAAGAAUUUGGAACAGGGUUUGGUGGCUUGAUGGGCCUUUAUGGUGAUCUAGUGGCCAAGCCGCAAGGAGAAUCUGAAGAUGUGAUGAUGGAAGAUGAGAUUACAGAGGACAUUGUUACGCAGCCGUCAAUAUCCCAAGGUCUUUCCAGUUCUAACGCCCACCCUGAGGUAAAAGCUACAUUUAUUGAGAAAGUACCAAUGGACGACGCUAUGAUUGAUGAUAAUGAAAUUGAAGAGAUCACGCGUGAGGAUCUGUCCAAUGGUCACCUAGAUACCAUGGACGCAGAGACUGCGACUUCUAUCUCCCAGGCAGACCCAAAAGAAAUUGCUCGCCCAUCAUCGCUCACAUCGCCCGAGGCAUCGCCCCAGCCAAAUCUGGAUAUCAGAACACCUAUUCCAUUUCUCCUCCGUGGAACUCUACGUGAAUAUCAACAUUAUGGAUUGGAUUGGCUUGCAGGGUUGUAUUCAAAUAAAACGAAUGGUAUAUUGGCAGAUGAAAUGGGUCUUGGUAAAACUAUUCAAACAAUCGCACUCCUAGCCCAUCUCGCAUGCGAAAAAGAAGUUUGGGGUCCCCAUCUCAUUGUUGUCCCGACAUCUGUCAUGCUCAACUGGGAGAUGGAGUUCAAGAAAUGGGCCCCCGGCUUCAAAAUCCUUACAUAUUAUGGAAGUCGUGAGCAGAGAUUAGAAAAACGCAAGGGGUGGUACGAUGAUAACCUAUGGCAUGUUUGCAUCACGUCUUACCAGCUCGUUCUUCAGGAUCAGGUCACAUUCAAACGUCGGAAUUGGCACUAUUUGAUCCUGGAUGAAGCUCAUAAUAUUAAGAAUUUCAGGUCCCAGCGGUGGCAGACACUGUUGAAUUUCAAGGCCGAGGCCAGGCUACUUAUCACUGGAACACCGUUGCAAAACAAUCUUAUUGAGCUGUGGUCGCUUCUAUACUUCUUGAUGCCUUCUGGGGCCUCGAGUGCUAUGCCUGCCGGGUUUGCAAACUUAAAGGAAUUUCAGGAGUGGUUCGCACAUCCAGUUGAUCAGCUUAUUGAAGGUGGGAGGGAGGGAAUGGAUGAUGAGGCGAAACGCACGGUUACGAAAUUGCACAGGGUUCUUCGGCCGUAUCUACUGCGAAGGUUGAAGGCAGAUGUAGAGAAGCAGAUGCCGGCGAAGUACGAGCAUAUUGUAUAUUGCCGGUUAUCUAAACGACAAAGAUUUCUCUACGAGGAAUUCAUGUCAAUGGCACAGACCCGGGAAACUUUGGUGUCUGGGAAUUACCUUUCCAUCAUCAAUUGUUUGAUGCAGCUUCGCAAGGUUUGUAAUCAUCCGGAUUUGUUCGAGACUCGACAGAUUGUCACCUCGUUUGCGAUGAAGAGGAGUGUGGUCGCGGACUACGAAACCAAGGAGUUACUCUUUUGUGGACUAGUUCCUGCAAGGAACAACGGUCUUACAACCCAGAAUACUAGCAGGAUUCAAGCGCUCUCAGCGACGAACCUCUUGGAGAAGUAUUAUGCGGAUAAAGCUACCUUGAUUACGCCGGUUGAACAGGAUCUGUCGACCGUGAAGGGAAACAAUGCAUAUAUGGAGUAUCAAAAAGAGAUGUCGCAUCUUGAGAGACUCAAAUCUUGCUUAAGACUCAAUCGCAUUCGAACGCAAUACCGGCCUCUCUAUGCACGCAACCUUGUCGAAGCGUGCUCAGAAGACAUAUCAAUAGGUCCUAUUCGACGUCAACCUAAGAGACGAGAACAGACCACAGAGUGGUUUUUGAAUCAUUCCGAGACUGUUCGUUCCAUGAUUCCUACAAUCGAAGAACGUACAGAGUCGCUGAGCACAAUUAUCGAUAAAUUCGGCUGUGUUACCCCACAUGUCGUUUCGGUGGAUAUGGCGCCGAUAGCGUUGACGCCUAAGGGUGUUGAGGUUGUUCUGAGGGCUCAGGCUGAGGAUCUGUUUCCUUCAGAUCCGUUUCAUAAUUCGCGUAUUCGACAGUCAAUCGCGUUCCCCGAUAAGCGGCUGCUGCAGUACGAUUGUGGUAAGCUACAGAGGCUGGACGGGCUACUACGGGAGCUGCAGGCUGGGGGCCAUCGUGCCUUAAUCUUUACACAAAUGACGAAGGUACUGGAUAUCUUGGAACAGUUUUUGAAUAUUCAUGGUCACCGCUAUCUACGUCUUGAUGGCGCAACAAAGGUAGAACAGCGGCAGAUCUUGACAGACCGCUUCAAUAAUGACCCAAGAAUUCUUGUAUUCAUUCUGUCUACUCGUUCCGGUGGAUUGGGGAUCAACUUGACUGGCGCGGAUACUGUAAUCUUUUACGAUCUUGACUGGAAUCCUGCCAUGGACAAGCAGUGCCAAGAUCGUUGUCAUCGUAUCGGUCAAACCCGCGAUGUCCAUAUCUACAGAUUUGUGUCCGAAUACACAAUCGAAUCUAACAUUCUUCGUAAGUCCAAUCAGAAGCGAAUGUUAGACGACGUCGUCAUCCAAGAGGGUGACUUCACGACCGAUUACUUCAACAAACUCUCAAUCCGCGACAUGCUUGGUGAUGAUGUCAUUAAAGAGCUCAAUGAUGAAACCGCCGAUGCACCUGUGGCUGCAGCAGGAGUCAAUAUGGAGAAAGCCCUUGAAGCGGCUGAGGAUGUUGAAGAUGCAGCUGCUGCAAAGGUUGCGCAGAGGGAGGUUGUUGAUGCUGAUGGGGCUGACUUCGCGGAGAGGCAAACGCCGUCUCAGACACCCAAGGAUACAAAUUCCCCGGCGACGACAGUUAUGGUGCCUAAAAUCAAGGAGAGGACAAAGGAAAAUGCAGGAGAGAAGGAUAUACUCGCCGAGGAACCGCCAACGGAUGAACUGUCGGUUCCUGCUAUGACCCCAGUUGAGUCUGAAGUAGUCGUCGGCGAGGAUUUGAAUAAGGGUCUUGGACACGAUAUCUAUGGUGAAGACUGGGGUAGGGUAGACCGAGAACCGGAAGAAGUUGACGAAUACAUGAUCCGGUACCUAGAAUGGGAAUUAAUCGAUGUGCCGGUUGUGCUUCCAGACAAGAGUAAAAAGAAGAAAAACAAGAAGGGAAAGAAAUUUUAG
This is a messenger RNA of Morchella sextelata, 5118 nucleotides long. RefSeq lists its product as uncharacterized. The coding region runs from base 1 to 5118 and encodes 1705 amino acids. NCBI's taxonomy places the organism in Eukaryota, Fungi, Ascomycota, Pezizomycetes, Pezizales, Morchellaceae. The transcript is spliced from 4 exons. Gene Ontology annotation, molecular function: histone binding; ATP-dependent chromatin remodeler activity; ATP hydrolysis activity. The record is from RefSeq and is a predicted model, not a curated record. Gene Ontology annotation, cellular component: Swr1 complex.